Messenger RNA from Eurytemora carolleeae, 1020 nucleotides. Its product is annotated as allatostatin-A receptor. Gene Ontology annotation, molecular function: G protein-coupled receptor activity. The transcript has 9 exons. Gene Ontology annotation, cellular component: plasma membrane. Gene Ontology annotation, biological process: G protein-coupled receptor signaling pathway. Bases 22 to 1020 code for a protein of 332 amino acids. NCBI's taxonomy places the organism in Eukaryota, Metazoa, Arthropoda, Copepoda, Calanoida, Temoridae. The record is from RefSeq and is a predicted model, not a curated record.
AUGAAGACAUAUCGCUAAAAAAUGAGUGAAAUGAUGGGUGAUCUUACUCUGGAGGAUUUUCCAGUAGAAAAUGAUGGAAACAAAACCUUUAUUCAAGCAUCUGCUGCUUCAGCUACAUACAAUAUGACAGGGUUAGAGGAGGAAGAUAUUCGCAGGUUGACCCUUUUCCUGGUUCCUGUUGCAUUUGGUAUUAUUCUGACCGUUGGGCUGGUGGGAAAUAUACUGGUUAUUGCAGUGGUUGCAACGAACCCUCAGAUGCGAAACACGACGAACCUCUUGAUUCUUAACCUAGCAGUUGCAGAUCUACUGUUUCUCAUCAUGUGCGUUCCUUUUACAGCUGUUGAUUAUGUUCUCAUGUCAUGGCCGUUUGGUUUGGUUUGGUGCAGAACUGUACAGUACUUGAUCUACGUGACUGCAUAUGUUUCCAUCUAUACACUAGUUCUAAUGGCAGGGGACAGGUUUCUAGCCGUAGUGUUCCCUGUCUCUUCUCUCAGUAUUAGAACAAUGCAACACGCUAAGGUUGCCAUUGCGAGCACAUGGGUUAUCAUAUUCCUGGUUUCACUUCCGGUCUGGUUCUCACACAAUAUCCUCUCACACAACGGAGUGGAUUUCUGUCAGUUUGACAGUCUUCAACACAGCUAUUUUGGUUUCCAUGUCGGCUUCUUUGUGACGUCAUUUGCACUUCCGGUAGUGCUAAUCCUCAUCAUGUACAUCAUUAUGCUAUCCAGACUUUGGGCUUCAACUACAUACAGGAUAUCAAAGCAAGGACUAAAAGCUAAGAAGAGAGUAACAAAGCUUGUAUUUGCAGUUGUCAUUGCGUUUACAGUCUGCUGGAGUCCAAUCCAAGUUGUGUUGGUGUUAAAAUCUUUAAAUAAUCAAGAUUGGGAUACACAGUACAACAAGAUAGUUAUACAGAUUGUCUCCCAUGUAAUGGCGUACACAAACUCCUGUUUAAACCCAAUCCUCUACGCUAUGAUGUCUAAAAAUUUUAGAUGCGGUUUCUGCCAGGUCAAAAAAUAA